Priapulus caudatus is the source of this 1496-nucleotide messenger RNA. RefSeq names its product cytochrome P450 20A1-like. Gene Ontology annotation, molecular function: oxidoreductase activity, acting on paired donors, with incorporation or reduction of molecular oxygen; iron ion binding; monooxygenase activity. The record is from RefSeq and is a predicted model, not a curated record. Lineage: Eukaryota; Metazoa; Priapulida; Priapulimorpha; Priapulimorphida; Priapulidae. Gene Ontology annotation, cellular component: membrane.
GCAUGGCAGGAAAUGGAAACUAGACUCGAUGGUUCAACUCCCCCGCCAGGCAGUGAGAGAGAAGUGGCGUUUCAGAAAGCGCGAGAGGAGAUGUACGCUCUCAUAAAGGCAGCCAUUGAUCAUCGCAGAGAGCACGGACCGACGAGCGGCAAUGAUCGCAUCUUCCUCGACGCCGUCCUCGAUCCAGACAACAACAUAGAUCCCGACGUGCAGCUUCUAGAUCCGUUCCUCUACGCCAUCGCUGGCCUGCACACGACAGGGUUAGCGCUGACGUGGGGGAUUUACUAUCUUGCAUUAAAUGAGGAAGUCCAAGAAAGACUGUGCAAGGAACUGAAAGACCAGCUGGGUGAUACAGCGAUGAGCCCGCAGGAAUUUAGCGAUAACAGGUACUUGCGUCAGGUAAUAGACGAGACUCUACGCUGUGCAGUUAUUGGACCUUAUUUGUGCCAGAGUCAGGACUAUGACAGGGCUCGUGGAUAUGACAUUCCCAAAGAUACGCCCGUCAUCGAAGCUAUCGGUGUGGUCAUGCAGGAUGAGAACAUAUGGCCUGAACCCACCAUGUUUGACCCUGAGCGAUUCAAUCAAGAAAAUAGCAAGGGUAGGAGUACUUAUGCCUUUCAACCAUACGGAUUUUCAGGAAAAAGGGUCUGUCCUGGAUACAGGCUGGCUAAUGCUGAGAUCGGUGUGGCGCUGUCUGAACUCUGUCGUCGCUUCAAGUUCCAUCUGGUCGCCGGUCAAGUGGUGCAGCCCGUCCACGGCCUCGUGACACGACCCAAGGACGAGAUCUGGAUCACCAUCAGCAAGCGCUAGUGGCGCCAUCUACCGAGUGUUGUUGUGAACAAAAUGGAUGGUCUAACGUUACUUGGCCUUACCUGUUAGUGUGCUGGUAACAGUUAAUGACUACAAUAUAAUAGAUACUAGACGCUGUAUUCAAUGUGCACCCAUGUACACACCUCCGUGAAUAAUUUUCUAUUAUAUCAGUUGUCCGGAAUGUUGGAUUAUUUAAAAAUAAAGGAUGACAAUGUACGAUUUGUUAUAUAGGGAUUGCGGAAUCUAGUAGGGGCCUAAUUCAGACUAACGCAGUUUUCAUUGGAUAUUCCAACUAUAAUCAAGUAUAAUCCAUGAUUACAUUCUGCCCUAAGUAAAUUCCACAUGAAUUUUAUUAAACCAGGUAUAUUAUUGCUUGUUUAUAAGUGUGUGUAGGCAUAGUAAUAUGGUUGUAUGUAUAAGUGCACAUAUGUGUGUAGAUGUCCACAAUUCUAUUAUCUUAGCGACAUCUAAGAUUUGUCUACCCGAUCACUGCAUGGUUGUUGGUGCUUAAUGUUAGCCGUCAUAUCUAUAUAUACUGUGUAUUAUUUUCUGUUGUUGUUUAUAUACAUCAUACCUCCUGAUCAUACGUAUCUACCUCUUGUGAAUAAAAAAACACCAGUUUGGCUGAUAAACACUAGCUUACGACUAUUCACGGAAAUAUAAAAGAACGCAAGCUUUUAAUCUAC